Acanthoscelides obtectus is the source of this 358-nucleotide messenger RNA. The record is from the annotation of a GenBank genome assembly. NCBI's taxonomy places the organism in Eukaryota, Metazoa, Arthropoda, Insecta, Coleoptera, Chrysomelidae.
UACUGAUUCAUUGCAUUGUGUAUAGUCUGAUUGCAUGUAGAUCAGGCGUUUUUAUUGGCGGUAAUCUUCUUGCAAUGAAUAUAAGACAUUUUUUUACUAAAAAACGGCCAUUAGACGAUGAAGGGUAGUCCUACUGGUAACAAUCCUAGCUGCUUUGCUGAGGCAAAAAGCUUGCCAACCCUUUCAAAGGCACAGGACGUGAAUAUCCAAGCCAUAGAUCUAACGCUUCUUCAGUUGGAAGAAAGGUUUUCGGAUAAUGACGACCUAUUGAUGGCCAUUAGUAGCAUUGAAGAAUUUGAUUUGAUAAAACUUCAACCUCUAAAAAAACUUGGUAAGAGAUCAUUUAAAAUCACCUAAA